Xiphophorus hellerii (green swordtail) is the source of this 2559-nucleotide messenger RNA. RefSeq lists its product as uncharacterized. Bases 1 to 2559 code for a protein of 852 amino acids. Gene Ontology annotation, molecular function: acrosin binding; structural constituent of egg coat. The transcript is spliced from 11 exons. Gene Ontology annotation, biological process: prevention of polyspermy; binding of sperm to zona pellucida. The record is from RefSeq and is a predicted model, not a curated record. NCBI's taxonomy places the organism in Eukaryota, Metazoa, Chordata, Actinopteri, Cyprinodontiformes, Poeciliidae. Gene Ontology annotation, cellular component: egg coat.
AUGGGUGACUCUGGUUCGGUUAGUUUAGCGCAAAGGGAAGAUGAUUCGACCACCAAGCGAGGAGAGUCAGCCUUAGCCUGGGAGGAGAGGCCUGAAGACGGUCAGCGAGGACAGCCGUAUACGGUUAAACAGGUUAUAUGGACACCCAGUGGGAAUUUAUCCAUCCUGUCGGAACUCCUGGAGCCCCAGCUAGACAUUAAGCAUCCUGCAAACCCACACCCGGGUGUCAGGACACCAGAACUUGAUCAAACUAGCGACAGGUUAGCCCUCAUUAGCCCCACCUGGACCGCUGGUAACGUCAAGGAAGAAGGAAGACCCUUUGCUCCAGACUCUGAAGAUGGUUAUCAAGCAGAUUUUACAGGUUUCUCUGAAAUUCAGGGGAAGGUUUUUGGCCUGUCCUCUGACUCUAGCCCGUAUUUCUCUGAAUGGGAGGCCAUGAGACCUCUGGUGGAGUGUGCUGACGAUGUCAUGACCUUAACUUUGUCCGGUAGAGGCUUCAUCCACCUGCAAGUCGACAGAAACAGCGCCUCUCCAAUCUCCAUCUUCGAGCUACCUUCCUACUGUGGCUACUCAGUGAAGGCAUCAUGGACUGACCUGGAGAUGAUGGUGCCAUAUGAUGGCUGCUAUAUUCUUAAGGAGAAUGGCAGCUACGUGCUGCCCAUGCUGUGGUUGGGGAGCCCACUGAAGUUGUCCUGCCCGGUGAUGAUAUCCACAGCUAUUCCCAUGUACUCCUUGUCUGCUCCCUUUGUCUUCUGCUCUGCCUAUGGCAUGGCAGUGAAGAUCCAAGGGCAGGAGCAUAGAAUACCUGUGCUUGAUGUAAUUGUGGAUGGAGCAAAGGAUCCUUUUGUGUCUGAAAGGUGUGCAUUCCUACUUGACUCAGAGGCCCAGGAGUUGACCUACCUUAUCUCCCACAGUGCUCCUUGUAUCACAACUGAUGAUGGUCCGCAGCUUCGGCUCAUAUUGGGUGGUUUGCAGUAUGUUCUCUCUUGCCCAGUCAGCCCUCAGCUUCCCUAUUCUCCAUCCUUGCCUCAGUAUCUUCCUCAGUUUCCCGGUGACCUUUUGUUUCCAUACUUACCAGCUCCAACCCACCCUGUCCCCACUACCACUCUCCCUCCCCCUCAUCGAGCCCCAGUCCAGGAGCAGAUGAUGCAAAACCCACUCUACCAGCACCUCCUCUCUUCUGGUUUCCAGUACCACCAACUACCUCCAGUCAUCCCCCAUCACCUAGAGAUCCCUCAUCCACUUCAGCCCACCACUGUCCGCUUCCCUGAGUCCAUGCCACAGCACGUCCAGAACCCACCUGGAUCUGAAAAGUUAUUGUAUUCUUUAGGCAGCUAUCUGCAGUACUUCACUCCACAUUUUCACCUGAAGGAUCCUUCAGAACAUCAGGUUUUUCAAUUUCCUGACCACCCAUCUGUCUACUAUCCCUACCUGCCAUUCUAUUACCAGGAAUUGAUUUCAGCAGCUGAAGACCAUUCUAUGUCUCCAGUGGGUCCAUAUUAUCCUCAGUAUUAUCAUCUGAAACCUGAUCAUCCUGUAUCCACAGCAACACCAGUGACCCAAGCUCCACCUCCUAUACCUCAUCCUUCUUUUCCACCAAAACAGCCGUUAAUCCCACAGCAUCAAACCAAUUCAUUUUAUCCACCCAUGUCCUACUACCAUCCAGUAUUUUCUUACUCUGCUUUAUAUCCUGCUGCUACUCCACCGGUUGACACCCCCGAUAGUCUUGGGCAUCCUUCCAGCCAAUCUCCUAUCCAAACUCCUUUUCACUUUCAGCUGCCUCCAUAUCUGCCACCAGUCCAAAAGGAGCCUGGGAAACCGGCAGCCAAUCCUUACAUGUUCUACCAAACAUACCACCCUAAACUCCAUCCCUUUUCACCCCAAUAUCCAAAGAUUCCUCCUCCCACUGCAGCCCCGAACUGGAUCACCCCUCAGGAAUCCCACGUCCAGUGUAUGCAGGACAGUAUGGCUGCUUUCCUGCCCUAUGCCGACCCAGAAUCCAUCCAUGUCAGAGACCCAUUUAUGUCAUGGCAGUCGCUCUCCAGCGUGUCUCCGUUCUGUGGCUACAUGUUGCAGGCGACUGCAGGCCACGGCUUAAUCCUCCAUUCUCCUCUGCCGGCCUGCCACAGCCAGUUACAGACUCCCACAACCAUUUCUCUACCCAUAAGUUAUUGGGAUUUCUCCACUUGGCAGAAUAGAACUCUGGAUUUACAGUGCCCAUAUCAAAGUCCCCCUGAUCCUCCAGAAGCAACUCCAUGGAUUUUCCCCACUGCUCCGAGCGCCACCGAGGACGAGUCGGGUCCAUCCAUUGCCACGAGGACCGAAGUCUUCUGCUCCUUCCAGCAGAUGAAGGUCGUGCUUCCUCCUGGACCCAUUUCAGAAAUAGUUCUUAAAGACACCAAUGGGAACCAGAUGAGUCUUGCUGAAGCGCCUAAAGAAUGUGAAUAUUAUGCAAGAGAGGCCAACGAUGGCAAAAUCCAUUUGUUUCUCCAGUUACAUUCACACUGUCAUAUGAGCGUGCAGGCAAGUAUUGAUUCAGAUUUCACACUGAGCACAUGA